GGCCUUUAACGUUUGGAGUCUUGGGAUGCUGGAGUCUUGGUUUUAAACUAGGGGAGGUAUAGUGGGCUUGGCUCUCUGUUUUCAAGACACUCAGGAUCUGUCUUUGUCUGGGUGGAAAGAUCAUGCCCCCCAAACCCGCCCCACCUGCUGCAGGAGGUCCGCCUGCUUCAAAAGGCGCGGCUGCUGCAGGAGGCCCGCCGGCUGCAGGCGCCCCUGAGAAGCCGCCAGAGGAAACACAGACACCUGAAGAACUGGCAUUUUAUGCCCCGAAUUACUUAUGUUUGACCAUCCUGGCCGUAAUUUUGUUCCCUCCCCUGGGAUUAAUAGCUAUAUUCUUCAGUUACAAGACUUCGCAGGCCAACAAGAACAGUGAAUGGGAAGAUGCUUACCUCAACUCAGGCCGAACUGGCUGGCUGGAUGUAUUUGCCAUACUCAUUGGUUUAGGCAUCAUUUAUGCCUAUACCCUAUUUAUGUGAAAAGGCCAGGCCAAGUAGUCCAUGAGUCCACCUCAAAUAGGACUUACCCACCAAGGCCCUAACCAACCAAAUCAGCCACCAUGCAAGAAACCAACAGCCAAGACAUCUUCUAGCCAGAAAACCUAUUGGCCAAGGAACUCAACAUCCAAGCAACCCACUAGCCCAGUGACAUCAUACUACUUCAUCCUUUUCGCUGCUGGAGCCAUCUUCAUCCACCUUGAGGGUCCUCACUUUCAUGCCCUAGAUGUGCUUAGCUCCAUGAUACUUGGAUGCUCUUCCAGAAAAAAAAAAUUAUUUAAACCAAUAAAAAAUGAAGGGAAUGUUCCAGCUUC
Messenger RNA from Leopardus geoffroyi (Geoffroy's cat), 808 nucleotides. It is a transcript of the gene PMIS2, whose product is annotated as PMIS2 transmembrane protein. Gene Ontology annotation, cellular component: membrane; intracellular membrane-bounded organelle. Bases 123 to 476 code for a protein of 117 amino acids. Lineage: Eukaryota; Metazoa; Chordata; Mammalia; Carnivora; Felidae. The record is from RefSeq and is a predicted model, not a curated record. The transcript is spliced from 2 exons.